Molecule: messenger RNA, 1089 nt
Organism: Paramormyrops kingsleyae
Lineage: Eukaryota; Metazoa; Chordata; Actinopteri; Osteoglossiformes; Mormyridae
Gene: cryaa
Product: crystallin, alpha A
Biological process (GO): response to heat; negative regulation of apoptotic process; protein refolding
Cellular component (GO): cytoplasm; nucleus
Molecular function (GO): structural constituent of eye lens
Source: RefSeq, a predicted model, not a curated record
CGAGGAGAGAUCACCACACCCACUCUGCUGACAGAGCUGUCCCACCAUGAGCUAAUGCCAUUCCAGACAGAUCCCGCUAAAACCUCUCUUUCUGCCUCUGGGGUAUUUAUAGGGGAUGUGAUCCCCGCAGGGAGUCAUUCGGCCUGCUGGGCUUGCGGUCUCUCCUACCUUCCCCCUUCAGUCUCUCCUGCCUUCCAUCCGUGACGCCAUGGACAUCACCAUUCAGCACCCCUGGCUCCGACGGGCCCUGGGUUCCAUCUACCCCGCUCGCCUCUUCGGCCAGUUCUUCGGAGAGAGCCUCUUCGACUAUGACCUCUUGCCCUUUGGUAGCUCUACCAUCAGCCCCUGUUACAGAACUUCGCUUCUCCGCACCAUCAUGGAGUCGUCCAACUCGGGGAUUUCUGAGGUGAGGUCUGACCGGGACAGGUUCUCUGUUUACCUGGACGUGAAGCACUUCUCCCCUGAAGAGCUCACCGUCAAGGUGAUCGAAGGCUAUUUGGAGAUCCGGGGCAAGCAUGGAGAGAGGCAGGACGACCAUGGCUACAUCUCACGCCUGUUCCACCGCCGGUACCGCCUGCCCUCAAACGUGGACCAGUCGUCCUUCACCUGCUCGCUGUCUCCGGACGGCCUGCUCACCCUCUGUGCCCCAAAGGUGACCUCCGGAGCCGACGUGACUCGUAGCGACCGCAGCAUUCCCGUCACCCGCGAUGACAAGCCCGGCUCCGGCCCCUCCUCCUAGGCUGGCUCCGCCCUGCCUCUCGAGGCUGCAGACUGGGUGUGAGGAGGUGGAAUCUCCCUGUACCUCCCCAUUUUCCACAGAUGUCAGUAUGAUCCCAGUUUGUCAUUCCUCUCUCACUAUUGACAUUAUAUCGCUAGCUAUUACAGUAAUGAUAAUUAAUUACUGCUCUUUAUUUAUGGCUGUGUGGACCAGCAGAAAGGAAGGUGAGAUAUGGAGGUCAGAGGUCAGUUUGCCCCCCUGGGCCUAAGGCAUCAUGUGACCAGCCCCUCCUCCAAUCUUCAGCCCAGAUAUAACAUGGCUCCCCUUUUGGCUUCGUCCCAGGGCCUCGAAGGUACCAGCAGUAAUGCUUA